Messenger RNA from Oenanthe melanoleuca, 7885 nucleotides. RefSeq names its product leucine rich repeat containing 58 (gene LRRC58). The record is from RefSeq and is a predicted model, not a curated record. The transcript has 4 exons. Gene Ontology annotation, molecular function: protein binding. Bases 2618 to 3739 code for a protein of 373 amino acids. NCBI's taxonomy places the organism in Eukaryota, Metazoa, Chordata, Aves, Passeriformes, Muscicapidae.
UAACACUUGUUUGGUUUAUUUUUCACAAGCCACACAACUUGUUUUCAAAAAAAAUAAUCAGUCUUUGCACAUUCAUACACUGAUCUCAGUGUGUUGGACAAAUGUGAGAUGUGAUUGUUUCUGUUUUAGAGCUGAGGAAUCAGGUGGAAAAAAACCAUAGGCAAGUAAAAACAAUAACUAAAGGCCUUGAAAAUGUGACUAAAUGGUGAAGUAGCCUUCAAUGGUGGUGUAUGAUAGGAGGAGGUGUCCUACUAUUCAUCUCCCUGUGACAGUAAUGCCACUGCUGGGAGUGCUUCUGUGGAGAUAAUGGUCUGACAGAAGACAAAGCUGCCUUGCUUUGUUCCACUUGGUGUGCUCCUUCCAAAGCUGUUUUAGAAAAACCCUAAACAACUCACAAACAUUGGCUCUUCUACAUUAUUUUUCACACCAAAUGGCCUAUAGCAUGUACCAGCUGCUGUACAUGCAGUCUUUUCUGUGGCAUUCCCUGCCCGUUCACUGCUCAGCUGCAAAGUGAGGCUGUUUUACUACUGCAAUUUAUACUGUGAGAAUUUCCCAGGAUUUUAAGAAGAAAUUAAUGGAAGCAGCACCCACAAAUUUAGCUAGGUAACACUACUAAUAGUUUGCCUUGUUCUCCAUGCAUAUUUACUGAAGCAAAGUGGUUUUGAGGUGGGGGAGAGGAAAAGCAAAAAUUUUGUAGCCCGCUGCUUGUAAAGGCCUGGGAAAAGCUCUGACCUGUUUAUGGAGUUAAGCACAUCUAAGUAUUAAAUUGCUGUAUUAUAGUUACAUACCCUUAAUCACAAUUCUCCAGUGCUGUUAAGCUUCAGGUUGAGAAAUAGGCUAUUUAAGUGGCUGAUCAAGACUCUGAACUCCAUUUGUAAGGUAUUUAUUAACUUUAGUUCUGAAGACAGGAGCAGACUGAUCUAUAAUAAGACUCAGUUACUGAACCAUGUCACAGGACACACCUUGAGGAGAACCAGCUUUAAAGCACUACAGAAGAUAAGAGCAAAAUCCAGAUGACCUUACUCUUGUGCUUACAUAAACUCUUCUAAAACUGUCCUGGAACAUCACAAUGUUUGUAGAGUGGGGAAAAUUAUGUUGAUAAGAAGUUAACAAUACUGGUGAAGUGUCUGUUCUGCAACUAUCUCUGGGUUCACAUCAGGGCUUAUGUUUGUGAAUCCACAGACUCUUGGAAAACAUAAGAAAUUAGUCCAGUGGAAACUGACCUGUUCAUUCCUAUCCAGUAUGGCACACUUUCUUGAAGGCUGGACAUAGUCCUGACAACUUCCUUCUCUCAGGAACAGGAGCUGUCACAUCAAAAUAUUUGUUGUGGUAAAAUCCAGAGUUCAUAAGAGCACCAAAGGAAAGACAAGUGGACCAUGGGUUUCGUUUUGUCCACAGUUUUCUGGACACUUUUGAAGUCAACAUUGUUGCUACUUCACUCGUUGUUUUAAAUUCUUGGCUGGUACACGCAAAUUGUGAUGUUGUUUGUGUUUCCUCCAGUCUAAAAUGACAGAUUUUUGUGUACAUGAAGGGUUUUGAACAAGUGGGAGGUUGCUAUUCCCUUCUUUUUGGCUUAUUUAUGCAACACAAGGAAGUAAGUCUGCUUCCUAAGCCUGGACUUCGUUGAGGCAAAAGUUCCUGUGGCUUGUGAAUCUUCUCAUUUUUAUCACACAGCUACUGCUGCUUCUGAUGAUUACUAACAACUACUACUGUGUUCAAAGAGCAAUUAACUGAAAUCACAGAUCCUGACUUGCUUGUUUGUAUAUGUGUGGUACAACAGGGGGUCAGCUCCAUGUCAAUCAGUGACCAGCAUCAGACUGCCUGAUAGACUUGUGUGUUGUGGAUUAACUCCUGCAAUGUCCCGGCUAAGACCAAAGCUGUCUUUUCACACCCAGGGAAGGACAUGAACUGAGGUACUUCUGGGAGUACCUCCGUUUUGGUGCUCCGUAGCAGCAGCUCACAGAACGAUGGAGUGUUUUGGGUUGGAAGUGACCUCAAAGAUCAUUCAGUUCCAACCUUCUUGCUCUUCAGGGACCAAAGCAGAUCCACCCUUGGACAAAACACCCGCUGAUCAGGGAUGCUGGGCCAGGUUCCCCCACCAGUUGCCACAACGGAGAGGCCAUGGGGCACACGGGCUCAGGCAGCAUCUCUCCUUCGGGCUCCGAGGAUGACCAAAAGGGACAGAGGAAAGGGUACAGUCUAAUUUUACACUUAGCAGCCCUGGUGUCCCGAGUUUGGUGUGGGAGGGGUGUGGCAUUAACAGCCGGCAGGCCAGGCCCACCGGUGCGGACUGUGGCGCUACCCGGGGGCGAGCAGCGGGACCGGGGCAGCCACCGCCGCGGGGCGACCUCCCACUCCGCUGCGCGCAGCCCUCGCGUGCUCGUUCCGGGGCCAUCGAACACUCCCUCUCCCUCCACCGCCCACCCGUAGGCGCCCCGCAACCUGCAUAAGAGCACUCGCCUCUCUACGCCCGCUGUGGCCUCGGCCGGCAGCGCGCCCGGGAUCGAGCAUGACGCGGGGGGCGGUGGGGCUAUGCAGGUUCCGGGGCGGGUCGGGGUGGGGCGAGGUGCGGAAGCCCCCGGGGUGACGCGAGGGGUCGUCGAUCGGUGCGGGCGGGAUGGCGGCGGCGGGCGGGGACGGUCCCGAGCUGGAGCCGGGACCGGAGCUGGCGAUGGAGCCGGAGUCGGAGCCUGAGCCGGAACCCGAGGCCGAGCCGGCAUUGGCGGCGGAGCUGUCGGCGCGGCGCAGCGCGGAGGCGCAGCGGCUGGUGUUGUCGCCGCGGCGGCUGUCGGGCCCGCUGCCCGCCGGGCUGUCUCAGUGGUUCCCGGCGCUGGAGGUGCUGGACGUGAGCGGGACGGGGCUGACGGAGAUGGGCACGGAGCUGCUGUCCCUGCCGUGCCUCCACACGUUACUGGCCAAGAACAACCGGCUUGGCGGGCCUGGCUCUCUGCCCAAGGGGCUGGGGCAGGCGCCGCUCGCCCGCUCCCUCCGCGUCCUCAACCUCAGCGGGAACCGCUUCUCCGAGGUGCCGCCCGCGCUGCUGCAGCUCCGCGGGCUGCGCAGCCUCAGCCUCGGCGGCAACCGGCUCCAGGGCAUCCCGCCCGACAUCCAGGAGCUCCACAGUUUAGAGUUCCUGUACCUUGGAGGGAAUUUCAUUACGGCAAUUCCACCUGAAUUAGCAAAAUUGCCUUCUCUGAGGUAUCUAGUUCUGUGUGACAACAAGAUCCAGAGCAUUCCACCUCAGCUGGCACAGCUGCAUUCCCUGCGUUCCCUUAGCCUGCACAACAAUCUGCUGACCUACCUUCCCCGAGAGAUUCUUAACCUGGUUCACCUUGAUGAGCUGAGCUUACGUGGGAACCCGCUGGUGGUGCGGUUUGUGCGUGACCUGACCUACAAUCCCCCGAGCCUUCAGGAACUGGCUGGACGCACGGUUAAAACUCGCAACAUUCCCUACGCUCCCAGUGAUCUCCCAGAGAAUCUUGUCCGGUACCUGAGCUUGGCCAGCAACUGCCCCAAUCCUAAAUGCGGGGGUGUGUACUUUGACAGCUGCAUCAGACAGAUCAAGUUUGUUGACUUCUGUGGGAAGUAUAGGCUCCCGCUGAUGCACUACCUGUGCUCCCCAGAGUGCUCGUCUCCUUUCAGCUCUGCCUCCCAGAGCUCCACUUCCCAGAGCGAGUCUGACUCUGAGGAUGAGGCCAGCGUUGCUGCACACAGGAUGCAGAAAGUCCUUCUGGGAUAACAGGGAGCCAGAGGGGAAGAUGGGAAGGAAGAUGGCAUUGAAAAGCAAUAAUGGAAUGGUGAAGCAUGAGCCACUGGCCUGAAGGGUUUGUGAGAAAUUGUACACAAGUCCAUGCAAGGACAGAACAUCUUAGCAAACCUGGACUUGCUUGGUGCGGUGCUGCUUAGGAGAUCUAACUGAGUAGCGUGCUGCCUGUUGGUUGCCUGGGGUUGUUAGAAAUGUCUUCUGGCUGGGAGGCACCCCCUUCCCUCAGUCGGGCUGGGAGAAGGAUUUGUUCUCACUGGCGGAUUCAGAAGGAUUUUAAUAUAUGAAAGUUGACUGGACUUCAGUCAUCUGCAGAGCAAAGGAGACUGGCCACAUCCUUUAACAUUGUGGUAAAUCAGAAACAGGCUAAUGAUGCCAUGUGAGUAUAUAAGGACCCCAGUGUUUCACAAAGCAGUUUGGUUCCUUUCUGUCUCCUUUGAUCUCAGUUGCAGAUUUUACACCCAUCCAAUGAAAAUGAAAGUUGAAAUUUUUUUUAUUCAGGACUAGAUUUUUCCAGACUCUGGUUACCCUUCUUUUGCCUAGAGGUGUAGGGUUUCUGUACUGUUACAUAUGUUAUAGCUAUCAUAGAACUGAGCCAUCUUUUUUUUCUUCCUUGUUAUACUAAGCUGCUCUUAGUGUCUCCUUCUAACAAUAUUUGUCAUUUUUCCUCCUCCUUUUCCUUCCCAUUACACCUAAAGUGUUGCUGUCUUUAUGGUGCCUUCAGAAAAGAGACAAGUUGUUAUGUUGUAAUUGGUAUUACUUCAUUACUUGUGGCCUGGGCAGGGGACCAGAUGUGAAGUUCUGUGUCAUAUUUUUGAGUUUCAGCUUACUGGAGCAAAUCUGCUUUUACAGCUGUGAAUUGCAGGAAUGGUCUCAAUUGACUUUUUUUUUUUUUUAUAAACAGCCAAAUUUCCCCACUGCAGUUUGCUCUGCUGUGCUUGGUGGAGUUACUUUCCAUCUUUAAGGUCACGUGCCUAAGGUACAUAGCGGCUCAGUGUAUGGAAAGUACCCAGAGAAGUGCUGUGAAGAAUGUCUUUUUUCCUGAUUCCUAACAGGAGAGCUGGUAGGGAGGCAAAGGCAUGUUACCUGAGCUUCUUGCACGAGGUGCUUUUGAAAUGUCUUCCUUAUUUAUUUUUUUGCAUUUGCUCUCGUGGCAAUAGCUUUGGCAGUCUGUUGAUGGUUCAAAUAACACACUCAGUUAUCUUAAACUAUGUUUAAAGGAAAGCUGCAGAAAAUAGCUCAGAAUUUUUAUGCAUCAAGAAAUACCUUAUAAAAUUAAUACUACGAAUUGACAAGUAUCUGUAAAUCUACUUUGUGAGGCUGCUGUGUGCUACACUCAGUCAGAACUUCCCGUUUACUAAUUUACUAAUUUCAUGGUAGACAGUCCUUUUGAUUCAGUUUCUGAUAGAGCAAAUCCAACUGUGCCUUUGAAUGCAUGAAUAGAGCAAAACCAUCAUGUUAAGAAGCUGAAAUGAACAAGAAAAACUUUCUUAACCCACUUUGGACCUAUGGAGUAAUUUAAAAACCUGUGCUUCUCUCCUGCAUUCAGGUAACACAUGUACCUAUUUGAACAUCUUAUGGCAGCUGUGUUAAUGGUCCUGUUUAAUUAUGUUUGACACUUUAUGUAUUAAAGCACUUCUGUAGUUCUGCUCUUUAUAACUAGCUUUAGUGAUUUUUUUUUAUUAGACUACAGUUUUUGCUUUCAUGUAAUCUGAAGAACAAGAUCUGUGAAACUUUGUAUGUUCCAGUCUGUCUCACAUGCAGGUUGAAUUUCCUGCCUUGUAUUUCCUUGACAGAACUCUUUAUUUUCCCAGUUUCCCUUGGAAAGAACUGGAAUUUAAAAGAAAUUACCAGAUAGUAAAAUAGUACUCUGUCCAUUGUUAAUCAUUGCAACUUAUUUUCCACACAUACAUGUGUGUAUUGCACCUGUGUGCAUUGAUCCACAAGGAAUUAAUUGCAUGUGCUCUAUGGUUUUCCAAGUAAUUUUUUUAAAGUGUAUUUUUAAGACACAAUUAGUUAUAUAUGCCAAGCAACUGGAUGUCACUUUAGCAGAUUCUAUGAGGUUUGUUUGGGAAGAAGAAUCCACAGGUUUUGAGAGAAACCAAAUGCAUACUGUUAGUGAAGUUGCAGCCAGUGAGUGGCCUGUUUUGUUCAUCUCUUUCAGAUGCUUCUUGCUGUCCCAAGUGAAUAUAGUCACAGCAAUGCUGUAUGACAGUAAAAUUAUUCCAGAGCCACAAUUUUAACUUGCCUGCUGGUAUAACCAUAGCAAUCAACUAAGUGAUCUAGAGCUUGACUCUCCUGCCAGCAAAAGUAAGCCACACAGGUUGAGAUCUCAAGAUCUUUUUGAGCUCAGAGCCAUAAGGUACCACCUUCCUUUCUUGUCUUUAGCAGCAGCUGCCUUGAAGUCAUGCAUUUUUUCACUUCACAAAGCUAGAUUUCAUCAGAGUUCCUGCUUGCACAGUAGCACCUCUGUGUGUGAUGAGUUCAGACCAGUAGUGGCUGUUCUAAUUUAGCUCGAUCCUUAACUGCAGUUUCUUUCCUAACUGAACAGGCAUCUCACUUCUGCCCAAAUAUUAUAUGGUCUAUUAGAGUAAUUUUUUUUCAUAGAUUCUUCACUGUAGUCAGGUCAAAACUUGACAGCUUAUGCAGUUGAUAUCUUUGCAUUUUUGCACUUGAUAAAAUGUCUCUUAAAAAUUUAUAUAUAUGUAUAUUCCUGAAUAUAGCUACCAAGUUUUCUUUUUGCUGCUGGGCUUUAAAGUGCAAUUCAAGUAAGUCAGAAUUUAAAACGAUCAAGAACUUUUAGGAAAAGCAAAUUAUUGGUUGGUUGGUUGGUUGGUUGGUUGGUUGGUUGGUUGGUUGGUUGGGUUUGAGGUUUUUUCCCUCUGAGGUAGUUUUGAGAGGACUAGGGAUGCAGAUAUAUACUGUAGUGCCUAAAACACUGAGCCCCUGUGACUUGUUUUCAAGCAAUUGUUAGCCCCCAAAGACUUAAAAUUGUACUGGGCAAUAAAAUAGGUAAGACACAAGUUGAAAAUACACAGAUGGAUGAUAAGCACUAGUUUCUACCAUCCCCUUUUCAGAGGCUCUAAGAAGUAGGUAGCGUUUUUGCCACUGUCUGUUUUCUGUCAUUUUUCAGCAGAUUUCAGCUCCUAAAGAUGCAUCUUCAAGUGAAGUCUUUAGUCAGUGUUUUGGUAUCAGUCCCCUUGUUGCUACAGCACCCCAGCAUGACCAGCUUUUGAAGGUGUUUUUAAGCUGAGACGCAACUGUGUUAAGCAAAGUUGCUCAUUCCUUUUUCCCCGUGGGGCCUGAGGCCCUGCCUGCAUUCAUCCCCUGCCCCACCAAGCCUCUGCUAAGGAGAGCUGCUGGUGUUUCUGAAUGCAGGUACUUGAUGGAAACAGUGGGGUUGUGUUAAAAAGAAGCAAAAUAUCAUUUGAUGGGAAGCAACUUCGACAGUUGCCAAUUCUUUUAUGUUUCUCUUUCUUUAAUAAGAGCCGAGACCUGAGGAAGUCAGUAAUGAAUAUUUAAACAUACUCUGAAGUGGCCAGAUGCAGUUUUUCAUGGGCUUUUGUCCUGGUCAUUUUAAGUCUUUGAAACCUUGUGUUGAAUUAUAAUGGGACUGGGGGGAGGGAGGGGAGAACCAACUCCUUUUUGUUCCUUACUCUUGUUGGCAAUAAUGAAUGGAAGGAAUUUAAUCCAACGAAAGUAAUGAAACUUAAUCCUUGCAAUGCAUCUUUGUUGCCCAGUUCAAAGAACUAUUUUACUGCAUCUUAUUUACACCAUGUUCUCCCUCCCCAACUGAAGACACUUUAAAUAGACUGCUUCAGAGUGCACACUAAUACAGCAGUAACUCUGUCUUGGAAACCUUUCUAUUGAUUAUUUCACUUGCUUGCCUGACUUGAGAAUUGAUCAUUUACUGACCAGAACACUAAGGGUAGAAAGGGUUCUCAUCCAGCCCUCUUGUUGAAUUUUUAUUAUAAGCAUUUGUUUUAGGACAUCUUAAAGUGCCUUACGAUUUUAAAACUGUAUUUUGUCUGUCAAACAUAUGAAUGUAGACUAUCUCUAACAGUAUUUCAUUAUAAGCUGCAAAACAAAUUGCAAACACUAAACCUACAAAAAUGUUAUUUC